This is a messenger RNA of Oncorhynchus mykiss (rainbow trout), 2595 nucleotides long. Lineage: Eukaryota; Metazoa; Chordata; Actinopteri; Salmoniformes; Salmonidae. The record is from RefSeq and is a predicted model, not a curated record.
UCCCGCGCACCCAGGCAGCUGUUGAAGGCGGCUGCGGUUCGAGCGAGAUGCCAGCCUACCGUAGACUAUACGCACGGCAUACACUUCUAGUUCCACUGUCCCGAGUCCCGGUAGUAGUAAACCCCGCCCAUCCAAAGCGGGACCGCAAUGAUUUAGAAGUUCAGGAAUCCCACGUGACGUCACCUUAGGGGUGAUGUAAUGCUUCUGUAAAUAGAAUGUAUUGUAAUCCUGCCUCAGUCCAACGUGGUUCCUCUCAACUCAGUGCCGCUUGUCCGCUCCACUUGUUAGGUUUGUCUCUCCUCUGGUCUCUCUGACUGUAGAUUUGUAAUGGAGAUGAAUGAUGAACAGGACCGGCCCUAUGGAUGCAGCACUCCUGGCUGCUCACAGCGGUUCCAAACAGAAGACCACCUGAUGAUCCACAGACACAAGCAUGAGAUGACCCUCAAGUUCUCCUCCAUCAAGACUGAUCCCCUCGCAGACCAGACCCCAACGCCGACCCGUUUCCUGCGUAACUGUGAGGAGGUGGGUCUCUUCAAUGAGAUCGAACAGGAGUUCUGCCAGGCACAGGAGGAGCAGAACAACAAACAGACUCAGAAUCUCCCUCAGAAUGGAUCAUCAUGUGCCAAUCAGCCCCAGGCACAGCCCCACUCCCAACACCAACCACUGCCCCAUGGUAGUAUGAGGGGUCUAAGCUGCAGCAUGGCUGGCCAACAAGCACUGCCCUCUGCCCAGUCCAACUCAGUCAUCACCCAGGCCCCCUCCAUGCUCACACACUCAGGACCAGUCCCUGGGCCCCUCUCCUCCCUACUGCACCUGAGGAACAACAGACAGAGACAGCCCCUGGCUGCCUCUAUGCCUGGCACUCUGCCAGACCCAGACAUGCAGGGAGCAUCUGCCCAGCACAUGUCUAUGGAAAGACAGAUGUCUAUGGGAUCCAGUAUGAUGAGCAUCCAAGGUCCCCUCCACAACACUUCCUGCUCUUCACCUCAGAGGGCUAAAACUAUGGGUCACCCCCACCAACACCAUCACCAACACCAACACCCCGGAGCUGUCGCCAACAGCAACAUGGAUCCCACCAUAGGUCACAUGAUGGAGAUGAUGUCACCGCGGCAACGACACACUCACCUGCAGCAGCCUCAUCAGCACCUGCAGCAGACUCUGCCCAUCUCCUACCAGCAGCACUGCCACGCCUCUCCACAUCACCUGGGAAGCGCCCACAGCCAGGGGCACCAAUCAGGGAAUGUGCUGCAUCAUCAGGUUCACCAAUCACCUCCCUCGCAACUGCAGGCCAGCCACACCCACCAAACCUCCCCUCAGCUGCCCCUCCACUCCAUAGCUGUUCAGUCAUCCCAGCAGACACAUUCCCUGCAUGCAGGCCAGGUGGCUGGAGGACGUCGCAGGAGGUCUGUGGGCCAGGACCCAGACGAGCGCAGGCAGAAGUUCCUGGAACGCAACAGAGCUGCGGCCACGCGAUGCAGACAGAAGAGGAAGGUCUGGGUGUCUGCUCUGGAGAAGAAGGCAGAGGAGCUGACGCACAACAACAUGCAGCUCCAGAAUGAGGUGACCACUCUGAGGUCAGAGGUUGGUCAGCUGAAGCAGAUCCUGCUGACCCAUAAAGACUGUCUGGUUACCGCCCGCCAGAGAGAAUCACAGGGGUACCUCAGUCCAGGGAGUUCGACAGGAAGUCCGUCCCCCCUGUGUCCCGGGUUGCAGCGGCAGGCCAUCCAAUCCAACAGCAUCUCCACCUCCUCAGCCUCCUCAGAUUAAAAAUGAAAGCAUGGAUGGCUGAAUUUCAUUAGUUCACAAGAGUUGGAUCCAGGGUUGCCCAUGCACACACAGGGUUUAAUCCCUGGUUCCAAGGGGUUGAAUCAGUUCUAGAAUCAGCUCACCCUUCCCAUAAUCAUUGGUGGUUGCAUCUCAGUAGUCUAAAUGGCUCCCUCUCCUGCUCUCCUAGCCUCAAUGGACACAGGUAUGACAGAACUGGACUGACUGGCCUCUACAAGCCUUGAGUCUCUGCUACCGUUGCACAUUUACAGUGACUUUCCUGAAAUUCCAGAAAUCCCGGUUGGACGAUUCCCGGAUUUCCUGCUUAUUGCCUCCUGAUUUCCAUAAAACCUGUGAAUUUUGGUGAAGUUACAGAAUUGUUGCAACCCUAGUCUAUGUCUCUCCAACACUGUGAUGAUAGUCACAUGUAAAUUGGAUCAUAUUGUGUCUUUAGGAAUCUCAGUCAAUCUAUGUGUCUCUGUUAGUGUGAAAUCAGAAAUCCAAGUACUGCUCUAGGACUGUUCCAACCUGGGCUCUGUGUGCAAACAUACCUGUUAUUAUGUCCUUUAGCUUAAAGUAGUGACUGCAUACAGUUUUGUUAAUGGUCCCACAUGGGAGUCAACCCCACAACCCUGGCAUUGCAAGCACCACCAUGCUGUACCAACUGAGCCACACGGGACUUCAUCGCGUCAGCUUGUUCUCAGAAUGUGACAUGGUUAGGUCUUGGUUAGGUUUUGGUUAGGUCUUGGUUAGGUCUUGGUUAGGUCUUGGUUAGGUCUUGGUUAGGUUUUGGUUAGGUCUUGGUUAGGUCUUGGUUAGGUCUUGGUUAGG